This is a messenger RNA of Abrus precatorius (Indian licorice), 1145 nucleotides long. RefSeq names its product ras-related protein RABC1-like. The transcript is spliced from 7 exons. The record is from RefSeq and is a predicted model, not a curated record. Bases 171 to 800 code for a protein of 209 amino acids. Gene Ontology annotation, molecular function: GTP binding; GTPase activity. NCBI's taxonomy places the organism in Eukaryota, Viridiplantae, Streptophyta, Magnoliopsida, Fabales, Fabaceae.
ACGCUUGUCCGUUAAGCAAUUGCACGAUAGAUAGUGGUUUUCUGAAACAAAAAGAGAUCCUCGGAAAAGGAAACUACAUCGGCCCCGCGCUAAGUUACCACUUUCUUACUUACAACACUUUUAAGCUCUCUUCAUCCCUUUGAAUUUCAUUCAUUUGUUGAGUGCGAUCGAUGGAAUCGAGUUCGGGGCAGCAAGAAUUCGAUUAUUUGUUCAAGUUGUUGAUGAUUGGAGACUCUGGGGUUGGCAAAAGUAGUCUUCUUCUCAGUUUCACCUCCGAUGCUUUUGAAGAUCUCUCUCCCACUAUUGGUGUUGAUUUUAAGGUCAAAUAUGUGAUGAUGGGGGGUAAAAAGCUUAAGCUUGCCAUUUGGGAUACUGCUGGUCAGGAGAGAUUUAGAACACUGACAAGUUCUUAUUACCGAGGGGCACAAGGAAUCAUCAUGGUUUAUGAUGUAACUCGGCGAGAAACAUUUACAAAUCUUUCUGAAAUAUGGGCAAAGGAAAUUGACCUUUAUUCGACAAAUCAAGAUUGCAUCAAGAUGCUUGUUGGAAACAAAGUAGAUAAGGAGGGUGAUAGAGUUGUGACAAAGAAAGAGGGAAUAAACUUUGCCAGGGAAUAUGGUUGCCUAUUUAUUGAAUGCAGUGCUAAAACUCGUGUUAAUGUACAGCAAUGCUUUGAAGAGCUUGUUUUGAAGAUUCUGGAUACACCUAGUCUCUUAGCUGAGGGCUCUAAGGGAGUAAAAAAGAAUAUUUUUAAGGAAAAGCCACCCCAGUCUGAUGCAUCCACAAGUAGUUGUUGCUGAUUUGAAGAAGCCAUUUCACUCAAAAACGUGCAUGUUAAGAAUUAAGAUCUCCAAGAGAAGGGCGCUACAUCCAUUUGCAGAAUCUUAACAAUUUGCUGGUUGUUUAGCAUCAGAGGAAGCCAAUUUUUUUUAAAAAAAUUUCAUGUUCUUGUUUUGUCCUGAAUAUUAGAUGCAACAUAAUGAUGAUGGUUGUCGGCAGUUUUCUUUUCAGUUUUUCGUCUUUGGAUUUCUUGUUUGUCUGGGUCACAUUUCAUUUCAUGGUGAAAUCUGAAUUAUAAUGCACAAUCCCUCGUCUUGUAAAUUUAAAAGUAUCAAGUAGUGUGAAAUCUAAACUACCGUGUUAUU